AUGAAGACUACCGCCCUCGUUUCUUUGCUCAGUUUAUCCGGCGCCGCCAUCGGUGCGGCCGUGGAGAAGAGCAAGCCCACAAGCGAGCCCUUCGGCUACAAGUCCGGCUCGAAGGAGUCCAUUGCCAACAUGAAGGACAAGAUCGAGAAUGUUGUCUGGAUCCUUCUGGAGAAUCGUGGAUUCGACAACAUCCUGGGUGGUAUCAAGAAGAAGGGCUUGGACAAUGUCGUCAACAAUGGUCCCUUCUACAACCGGGAGGAGGUCAGCAACCCCAGCAGCAAGAAGUGGUCCACUCAGAGCAAGAACUACGAUUCCGUUCUCAAUGAUCCUGACCACUCGCUCACUGGUACCAACUUUGAGCUCUACGGCCAGUACAGCCCUGACAAUGAAGCCAUCGCCAAUGGCUCUUUGACUGCCGACCUGUCGGGCUUUGCCAACCGCCAUAUGCUCAAGUACCCCAAGAUCUCUGCCCAACGAGCAGUCGAUGAGGUCAUGGGAUACUACACCGAGAGCCAGAUCCCCACUAUCGUUGAUAUGGUUGAUGAGUUUACCACCUUCAACAACUGGCACUCCUGUGUCCCUGGUCCCACCAACCCUAACCGCCUCUGCGCGGUCGCAGGUGUUACCGAUGGCCACGGCAAGAACGACAACGAUUUCGAUAUCUCCGCCAUCCCAACCACCAGCAUCUUCGAGGCUGCCACGGAGAAGGGUAUCUCAUGGCUCAACUACGACGGCACCAACGGCGCCUUCCUUCCCGAUUCCAUGUUCUUCGACUGGACCGCCAAAAACGCCAAGAAGAACGUCGUCCCCCUCGAGAACUUCUACCAAGACGCCUACCUAGGCGUCCUCCCCCAGCUGUCCUACAUCAACCCCUCCUGCUGCGGUGCCAACACCAACUCCAUGCACCCCUCCGGCAACGUCUCCUACGGCGAAGUCCUCCUAAAGCAGAUCUACGACGCCGUCCGCACCGGCCCUCAAUGGGACAAGACCCUUCUCCUUAUCACCUUCGACGAGACAGGUGGAUUCUAUGACCAUGUCGCGCCCCCUCUCGCCGUCCGCCCCGACAACAAGACCUACACCGAGAAGGCAUACGAUGGCAGCCAGUACACUUUCAGCUUCGAUCGUCUUGGUGGUCGUAUUCCUACCUGGUUGCUGUCUCCUUAUACCCCCAAGGGUCACGUUGAGGGAUACGGUACCGAUCCUGCCACUGGCAAGCCGUCUGCUUACAGUGCUACCUCGGUACUGAAGACUCUUGGUUACUUGUGGGAUCUGAAGGAUAUGAGUCCUCGUGUCGAGCACUCGCCUGCCUUUGACCAUCUCAUUGGAAAGAAGACGCGCUCUACUCCCAAGACUCUUAAGAACCCCCAUGUGUUCCCUAAUGAUGUUUAA
Penicillium robsamsonii is the source of this 1389-nucleotide messenger RNA. RefSeq names its product putative phosphatidylglycerol specific phospholipase C. NCBI's taxonomy places the organism in Eukaryota, Fungi, Ascomycota, Eurotiomycetes, Eurotiales, Aspergillaceae. The record is from RefSeq and is a predicted model, not a curated record. The transcript is spliced from 2 exons. Bases 1 to 1389 code for a protein of 462 amino acids. Gene Ontology annotation, molecular function: hydrolase activity, acting on ester bonds. Gene Ontology annotation, biological process: phospholipid catabolic process.